This is a messenger RNA of Nematostella vectensis (starlet sea anemone), 2287 nucleotides long. RefSeq lists its product as uncharacterized. Gene Ontology annotation, molecular function: ubiquitin-protein transferase activity. The record is from RefSeq and is a predicted model, not a curated record. The transcript is spliced from 2 exons. NCBI's taxonomy places the organism in Eukaryota, Metazoa, Cnidaria, Anthozoa, Actiniaria, Edwardsiidae. Bases 1426 to 2157 code for a protein of 243 amino acids.
UUGAUUUAUAGAUAUGAUUCUACUUUAUUUCAUCAAAUCAGCCACGUGUAAAUUUAAUAAUAAGGAUUCCUUAGUCAAAUCAAGAACAUUCAUAUAUAUUUUAGUAGAGACGCUACUUAGUCUGCGACAGGGGUCUACACCUCAUAAGCAUUGUGCUUUUAGUGGACUCCUCAUCAUCACUUUUUUUUUUGCAUUAUUAUCAUUAUACUAUUAUUUGGUGAAAUAAACUUGAUUGAUUGAUUGAUCAUUUUAUUCAAUUUUUUUUUUAUUCAAUCUUCCUUGGGCGAGCGCGGUCACAGCGUAUGGUCAGCGGUUUUCGUCACUGGAGUACGACAUCUCUAGAAGGUACCGCCAGUUCGGCGGCCAUUUUUCUCAGAAAGCAUGGACGAAGGAGUAAAAGAGAGGAUUGCCAAGCUGCUUGGAGAGGUCUCAAACCUUCUCACCUCCUCUCCAGCCGGUACUUCUUCUAAUUCUUCCGACGUUACUUUAAAUGCCCUGGCGAGAGCCAGACAAAUGCUUUCUCAAAGUUCGUCAGCAGGUGUAAACCGCCGGCUGAACAGCCGUGAACGGCUUAGAUCAGUCCGCCCCCAGGCUCAAGCCUCGAAACAAAGAGAACCGAAGAAGAAGGCCUUAGAAUUUGCAUUGCUAAGUUGCUUGCGUGAUGAAGAAAACGAGGAUGAGCCGUACAAUUUGACAUGGGAUUCAGUACUUGCUAGUGGUAUUGUUUUACUUUGAGAGAAUGAAGAUGAAGGCGCCAUACGGGCUGCAAUACAGGCAUCCCUUGUCAAUAAGUUUCCAAUAAUUGGCAAAGACGACUUCGAGGUUGUCAAGGUAAAAAGGACCGUCUCCAAGCUCGAAAUGGGAGAAGGAAUUUCUUAUGAUUUCCAUGUCGUGAAAAAGAUGGCCGGGCAAGGUUCACUAUAUGUCAGAGUCAAGCAAGGAUAUGAAUUCCUUUAUGAAUGACUGUCUCCAAAAAAGCAAUUGUAGAUGUAGAUGAUGAUGAUGAUGAUGAUGAUGAAGAUCUCUCAGUGCCUGCGUUUGUAGGAAGCAAUAAUCCGCAACCAUCAUCUUCUACUGCUACUACUAAUGAUACAACUUUAAAAGAUAGUGACCUGACUGAAGAGAAGAAGGUAAAAGCAGCUGCCAUACCUGAACACUGUGAUGAAGCCUUGAGGGCCUUGAUUGAAGGCAUCCGCAGUCAAAAUCUCAGUGAUCCAGUUGAAAUACUGAGCAGAAAAAUCUUAGCAGAAAAAUCUUGUUCAUGGCAGAAAACUAAACAUAGAGAAUGAGUCUCACUGUGAAGAAGCUGACAGUGAAACUAACUUUAUUUGUGUUGAUGAACACAAUUUGUUGUCUACAAGCAGGUCAGAGCUCUCAGGAAUCCAGGAUCAUACCCUCACUUUUGAAGUUGAGUUCAUUGGAGAGAUGGCCAAAGAUCUUGGUGGUCCAAGGAAGGAGUGGAUUCGGUUAAUGAACUGUGCAAUCAAGGAGAAAUACUUUGAUCAAGGCCUCAGGCAAUACCUUUCUGAUGACCACUACUAUGUUGGCAUUAUGAUCGGCAUUGCCCUUCUACGGAAUGGACAGCUGCCAGCUUUUAUGCAAAAUGAGGCAAUUGACCAGCUGCUGGUAUUCCCACAAGUCGACAAGUGUAUUGCUAAUAUCCAGAGAGGAUUGAAAGUUUUUGGUCUGUGCACCAUAAUUAAUAUUUAUCCUACUCUACUGCACCUUCUGCGACCAUCCACUGCCAAGCUGUCUUCAAAGAUGCUAAUACAGCUACUCAAGCCUACAUUCUCUGAGGAGGGCUCAUCAGCUUAUCAGAAACAGAAGCAAGUAUACGCACUCUUUGUCAAAUACAUUCGCCAAGUUUCCAAUGGACAGAGAGAACCGAUUUCUCUUGCUUCUAUUCUUAUCUUUGUCACAGGAGCAGCAGAAGAACCAGUGCUUGGUUUUGUAAACCAUCCACACAUCAACUUUCAUUCCACAGAGAUAUCAGAUAAGCUUGACAACAACCCAUACGACUACCUACCAAGUGCCCAUACCUGCUCUCAUGGUCUAAUUUUACCUAUCGGUUCUGUAGGUGGUACUUGGCCAAAUGUAAAAGAUCUCUUUGAUGUGUAUGACAUGGCUUUUUCAAAUGGUCAUUUUAGAUCAAUAUAACCCACUAGCUUCAAUUCCAAAAAGGGAACUCAGAGAGCUAUUAAGCAUACAUGUAUAUGCUAGCAAGAAAAUGUUAUGUUAAAUGUUGUUGAAAAGUUACAAUUAAAGGAAAUGCUUGUUUUGACACAAA